Molecule: messenger RNA, 5250 nt
Organism: Entelurus aequoreus (snake pipefish)
Lineage: Eukaryota; Metazoa; Chordata; Actinopteri; Syngnathiformes; Syngnathidae
Product: HEAT repeat-containing protein 5A-like
Exons: 32
Coding region: 19-4959 (1646 amino acids)
Biological process (GO): retrograde transport, endosome to Golgi; endocytosis; intracellular protein localization
Cellular component (GO): Golgi apparatus; membrane; endocytic vesicle
Source: RefSeq, a predicted model, not a curated record
GUGUGGACCGAUGGAAAGAUGGAGGGCAAAGUUGCUUCUGACAUCACUUCCUGUCAACACGUGUUGGUCUGCUGCCUUCUGGAAUUGGGAGCUCUGAUCCAAGGACUGGGCUCCACUGUCGCCCCCCUGUUGAGUGACAGCAGCACAGGCGUCCUGGACUCGGUGGUCCCCGUCUUCCUUCACCCCGUUUCCUCAGCUCGUCUGGCCGCCGCCUGGUGCCUGCGCUGUGUUGCCAUGGCGAUGCCGUCCCUGUGCGCCCCGCUGCUGGAUCGCUGCGCAGAGCGGCUGGCGGCGCUGAAGUCUUCCCCCGAGGCCGUGGCCGGCUACGGAGCUGCCGUCGCCGCCCUGGUGGCUGCCGUGCAGCACUGCCCCUUGGGAAUACCACAUGCCAAGGGCAAGAUGGUUUUGGAUCUCGCUGAGGACUUGCUGCGCUCGGCCUCUCAGAACAGUCGCAUCUCUCUACAGAGGACGCAGGCUGGCUGGCUGCUCAUCUCCUCUCUCUUCACUCUAGGUGCGACUGUCGUGGAGCAGCAUCUGCCACGCCUCCUCCUCCUCUGGCGCUGUGUGUUUCCCGCCUCCCUCAGAGAGCAGGAGAUGGAGCUGAGGCGAGGGGACUACUUUACAUGGAAGGUUACCCUGGAGGGCCGCGCCGGGGCGCUCUAUUCGAUGAGGAUGCUGCUGCUGCACUGCAAGGAUCUGGCCAGCGAUGAUGUAAUCAAGCGUCUCCACACGCCCGUCUUGUGUGCCGUGGGCCUCCUCCCCAAACUUCCUGCUCUCACGGGGUCCUACGGCGCUUGUGUCGGGGCCUGGACGCUUACUUACCGCCUGCGAGUGUACGAGCUGCUUGCUGUGCUGCCGCCGCACACCUACCAAGAGAGUUUUGGUUUGCUAAUGAACCAGCUGGUGUGGAACCUUCUGGCCCAGGAGAACCUCAGCCAGCCCUGCUCAGAGCCCGCCUUUCUGCUGCGCUUCUGUCACCGUGACGACGCGCUGCUGCUGGGCCCCGCCCCCCAUGACGGCCAGCACACACACAUUGAGGAGCAGGUGUACGUGUCUGCCGGCUCGCUGGACAACGACCCCUUUGCCGUGUGCAAGAGGGGCCACCAAGUGCCCUCGCCGCUCCCUCCCGCCGCUGCCCUGACCAGUGCCGCUGCACACCUCUUUGGACUGGUCUUCCCUCACAUCAUCUCCGCUCAGAGAGCCAAGAUCCUGGAACACUUUCUGGAGACCUUCAAGCAGCUGAAAGGCCAAAGGCAGAAGACGGUCCAGACCCACGUCUGUGCUGCCCUCUGUAGUUUGCUUAGGCACCCGCCCAGCAGCCACAGCCUUCUGGGCCCGGAGGAGGCUCGUCUGCCCGUAGUGUCCCUCCUGAUGGCGGCGCUGGACAGCCCCAGUCCUCUUCUACGGUGCGUGGCGGCCGAGGGCCUGGCCCGUCUCGUGCAAGUGGUCGGAGACGCCGGCUUCACCGUCUCCGUCUCACUGCUCUGCUUGGACAGGCUGAAGACGGCUCGAGAUGGCGCGUCCCGCAGUGGCUGCGCUCUGGCUCUAGGGGCGCUGCAUCGCUACGUGGGCGGCAUCAGCUCACCCCAACAUCUGUCCACGUGUUUGGGAGUGCUCUUCACUCUGAGUCAGGACGGCACGUCGCCUGAGGUUCAGACCUGGUCCCUACACAGUCUGGCCCUGGUGGUGGACCUGUCCUGCGGCCUGUACCACGCCCAUGCAGACCCGACUUUUGCGCUGGUGCUGCGCCUCUUGCUCCUGGCUCCGCCCACCCACCCCGAGGUUCAUGGCAGCCUGGGUCGCUGCCUGCACGCCCUCAUCACGUGCCUGGGCCCCGACCUGCAAGGGGAGGGGCCCGCCGUGACGGCGUUACGCUCCAGUUGCACGCUGGCCUGUAGCGCCAUGCAGGCCACGCCCCACUGCUUGGUUCAAGCCUCCGCAAUCUCCUGCCUGCAGCAGCUGCACAUGUUCUGCCCGCAACAUCUUCACCUGGUCGGCCUGGUCCCUGCACUAUGUGCCAACCUGUGCAGCUCCCGUGUGAGUCUGCGGCGGGCGGUGGUGUCCUGUCUGAGGCAGCUGGUCCAGCGAGAGGCGCUGCAGGUGUGUGAGCUGGCUGUGACGCAGGUGAAAGAACUGCAGAGACCAAGCAACACACACCUGGAUGUCACCAUCAAGGAGGUGGGCCUGGAAGGGGCGCUCGUCUCUCUGCUGGACCAGGAGUCGGAUCCAGUGCUCCAGAGGGACAUCCGGGAGACUCUGGUCCACAUGAUGGCAUCCAGUGCCACCAGCGGCCGGCUGGCACACUGGCUCAAGCUCUGCAAAGACGUCCUGUCAGCGUCCAACAACUCGUGCACUCAUGCAGACCGGGGCACUUUGUCCGGGGCGGACGGAGACGAGGAGGAGGUGGACAACGUCCAAGACGACGACUCGUCCGUCUUCAGUGCCCGACCAGAGUCUGCCGGCCCUUUCAAGGCGCUGCGCUGGUCCACGCGCCGCUUCGCCAUGGAGUGUGUGUGUCGCAUCGUGGCGCAGUGCCAGAAGGACGAUCCCGCCCACUUUGACUUGGCGCUGGCUCAGGCACGCCGCGCCAACGCAUCCACGGACUUCCUGGUCCUUCACCUGGGAGAUCUGGUCCGCAUGGCGUUCAUGGCGGCGACAGACCACAGUGACCAGCUACGACUGGCGGGCCUGCACACCCUGCUGGUCAUCAUCCAACAGUUCUCGGCCAUCGCGGAACCCGAGUUCCCCGGUCACGUGAUCCUAGAGCAGUACCAGGCCAACGUGGGAGCUGCUCUCAGACCGGCCUUUGGUCCUGACGCACCUCCUGAUGUCACAGCCAAGGCCUGUCAGGUCUGCAGCACCUGGAUAGCGAGCGGUGUGGUCAGCGACCACCGUGACCUCAGGCGCGUCCACCAGCUCCUGGCCAGCUCCUUGGCCAAGGUCCAGACCGGCAGCGACCUGUGCAGUCAGGUGUACAAUGAGGCCACCGUUACCAUGGAAACCCUGGCUGUCCUCAAGGCCUGGGCACAGGUCUACAUCGUGGCCGUCCGCAGGAGUGGACGGGAGACGGGCCCGGGUAGGACCGACUCCGAGUCCGGAGGGCCGAGCCUACUGGCACUGGUCCAAGCCGACCUGGCCAAGUUGAGCCGCCUGUGGUUGGCGGCGCUGCAGGACUGCAGUGCCUUGAUGCUCCCGCGGGACCACGUGUCUGAUACAGGAGGUUCCUUCUACUCUUCACAAACAGCCAACCAGACCAGGACUCACUUCUCCUCCUCAUGGGCUACCAUCUUGCACGCCACCUCACUCUGGCUCCAAAGCACAGGUUUCGUGAUUUCUGACGACGGCCCCGCUAACCUGUCCAGACCGGUCACGCCUACCUCCAUGGGCCACAGCGGCUCGUUGGGCAGGGCCAAGAGUGCGGAGGACAUCAACGUGGAGCGCCUGCACCUCAUCCUAGGUCUCAGCGUGCACUUCCUGUGUUCUCCUCACUCCGAGGAGCAGACAGAGAACAUCGCUUCCUGUCUGCAAGGGCUGCAGACGCUGCUGGACGUCCCCUGGACUCGAGCCACGGUGGCCAGAGACCAGGUUCUGAGCGUGGAGCUGCUCGGCGUGCUCCAUAGGCUGAUGGUCACCAGAGAGUCGGUGGCCAUCCAGGCGGCCAUGUUGGACUUGCUGAGUCAGAUCGUGACGUCCACUCAGGAGCACAUCAGAGAAAAGCGACACAGUGCAGAAGUGGAUGACGGCGCUUCCGAGAAGGAGACCGUGCCAGAGUUUGGGGAGGGGAGGGACACGGGCGGUCUGAUACCCGGACGCUCGCUGGUCUUCGGAGCGUUGGAGAUCUGCCUCUGCGUGCUGGUCCGCAAGCUCCCGAGACUCAGUCCCAAACUGUCCGGAAGCCGACCGACAGGUCCUGCCGGUACCCCGUGGAGUCUGGAUGACGGCGAUUGUCACCUGCUGGCGUCUGCCGUGUGUGUCCUGUCUCAGCUGCCGUCCAUCUGCUCGCCAGAAGGAAGUGUGUCCAUCCUGCCGACCGUCCUCUACCUGCUGCUGGGAGUCCUGCGGGAGUUAGCGCUCCCACCCGCUGGCACGCGCUCCGCAGUCCACAGUACAGAAGCACACUUGUGCCCUUUGCCUGAGACCCUGGAGUUGGGCUCAAGGAGCGGACCCUGGCAAGUGGUCCGGGCGCUUCUGCAAGCACUGAAGACGGUGUUGACAUCCUCCAUGAGUCGCCAGGAGAAGAGCGGCGGGGCUUGGAAAGUGAUGCUGCGCUCGGCUCUCAGCACCCUCCUAGACCUGUGGAACACUGGGUCUAGCGGUGUGGAUGGUGUCAUCCUGCUCACAGCUCUGACUGUCUUCCUGCUGUCAGCUGGUCCAAGUGUUUGUGUGGUGCAGCCCCUGCACGCGCUCACUCUGCAACGCUUCUCCAGCAGCAUGGACGCCAAGGACCCGGGGGAGGCCACUCGAUGUUUCCAGCUGCUGGCGUCACUGUUUGGGGCCCCACAGGAGCAGAGUGUCCCUUACAUCCGGGCCCUUGGACCUGGACUGCUGCGGUUUCUGCAGAAGGUGGAGGGGCGGCGACCUGGGUGCCCAGAAGAUCUGCAGGUGGUUCUGGAGGGCCUGAGAGCCAUGGAGGUUCUGGUGCAGGCGGCCCAAGUGUCCCAGCGUCCCCCGCUGGUGGCCAUUUUGUUUCCUCUACUCAUCUCCUUCCUGCUGGAUGAGAAUGCGCUGUGUUCCGCUGACGCAGCGUCUCGCUCGCUACACCGUGCGGCGCUAAAGGACCUAAUGCGCCUUGGACCCCAGCACUCGGACGUCUUCAGGUCUCUGGUCUCCACCUAUCCUCACCUCAAGUGUCGCCUGGAAGCGGCCCUCAAGGGAACCCAGGAGCGUGCCGCCGAUGCUAAAGCUAGCAGCAGCACCAAGUCGUCUCCCAGCAUCACCCUCAAAACCAACUUUCUGUAGGCUCAUAAAUACUUCCAUCCAUCCAUCCAUUUUCUACCGCUUAUUCCCUUCGGGGUCGCGGGGGGCGCUGGAGCCUAUCUCAGCUACAAUCGGGCGGAAGGCGGGGUACACCCUGGACAAGUCGCCACCUCAUUGCAGGGCCAACACAGAUAGACAGACAACAUACAACAUGUUGUUAAUUAUGCAGAAAUACAAUAAUAUGUUAUCUAUUAAUUAUGUAUUUGUCAUUAUGUAUUGUACUAAUUAUGCAUAAUUACAAGUGUAAAUAAAAACAGACAUUGGAAUUCCUGC